This is a messenger RNA of Colias croceus (clouded yellow), 474 nucleotides long. RefSeq names its product pro-resilin-like. Gene Ontology annotation, cellular component: extracellular matrix. The record is from RefSeq and is a predicted model, not a curated record. Bases 25 to 315 code for a protein of 96 amino acids. The transcript is spliced from 5 exons. Lineage: Eukaryota; Metazoa; Arthropoda; Insecta; Lepidoptera; Pieridae.
UUAAUUGAGGAUUUGAACUUAAAUAUGAAGUUAUUUAUUAUUUUCGUUGCAUUUGCUAUUGCAUCUGCGUAUGGAAAGCCUCAAUAUGAUGGAUAUCCAGUAAACGGGGCUGCCUCGGACAACAACUACCUCUACAAAUAUAUGGUAAAACAAGAGCCAGUAGGUCCCAAUUUUGGGCAACGCGAGUCGCGAAUCGGCAAUCGUGUGGUUGGCAUGUACUAUGUGUUGCUGCCUGAUGGACGAAUACAGAAGGUGGACUAUGUAGCUGAUGAAAACGGCUACAGGCCUACAGUUUCCUAUCUACUACCCAACUAGAAUCCAUCAUUAUUGAUCUAGCAAAUUUCAAGAGAACUAUGUUAAUUAUAAUUUAUUUAGAAGAUAUUUUGUUGUUAACUUACGAUAUAUUUAUAAAUGAUUUAAUAGAGAUACCACUAUUACCUAAUUUUUGGCCUUUUUCAGUGUUCUUAUUGUAAC